AAGGUACCAGACAGUAAAGAGAAUAUCGAUUCAAGAACCAAUCAGAUCUGAAUGCUUGGUUACAAAAAUAACCAAUGACAGUGUCCAUUUCAUGGUGGCUGGCCCGUCUUGCCCUGCCACUCGACACCUACUGGUUAUUCCAAUGAGAGGCAUCAAGCCGGGUCCUGUGUUGCUGCUCAGUUUGGCCACGCUGACUUGUGCGUCUAUUUUGGUACCUUGUGAGCUCGCACAGAGCAGGCCGGCCACACCAGCGCAUUUGAACAUGGAUCCAGGGGCUUGACUCACUGAGGUGCCACUCUGGAUUGCUGGACUUAACUCUGGGGAUUUGUCCUUAACCAUACGUUAGUGUGGGGAGACCUCUUGCUGUGAGCAUGACACACCCAUCACCAAGGUGAAGGACAGAUCCCAAGAGUGAGCUGAGGGGAAAGACCCACUGCGCUGCAGCAGCAACACAGGACACAAGUCUAGCGAUGAAAAAAUAGCAAGAAACUUGCUGACACCAUGAGUUGCGUGGAAAAGCGACACAUAAACCACCGGAUGGGAAGCAUGCUACACCAUCGCUUCCCCAACGGCUUCACAGACUUGUUUAUGGACGAGACGGAUCGAGAGGUCAGCACCCUGACCGACAGGGCCUUCCGUAGUCUCUGCGUCGGGGACGAUGCAGUGUACAACGACGAAUUUCUGUAUGGAUACUCGCCGUACAGCUGCCUCAAGCCUUUAGCAGGGGAGCCCUUUAAAAAGAACCCACAUAAGGAAUCUAAAAAAGCAGGACAACACAAACAGGAUAAAGACGAUGCUCAGCCCUGCAAACAGCAGCAGCAGCAACAUGAUGACAUAUCCCACAUGUCAUCCUUCCUCAAGGUGCUAAGCGUCGCAGAGGAAAGGAAUGGAGGUAUGACGGACUCUAAUGGUGAAUCGUGGGAUAAAUCGGCACUUCGCAGCAUAGAAAGAGAGCUUUCAGAAUUUUCUUCUGACUAUCACACUAGUCUCACCAAUAGACAUUACAAGAACAAUAAGUCUGGUUGUGGUUCUUCUAAUAAAAAAUGCAAGGAUGUCAAUCUUCCAUCUGGGAAUCUGACGAAGAUUAAAAAUGCUAAAUCCACAGCAAAGCUUAGAAAACUGAACAUAAAAAACUUUUUCCUUCACAGCGAGUUUAGUCCUUUCCAAACAUGGACAGAUCUGAACCGGUACCCCUUUGGCCAAGACAACACAGUCACCGAUAUUCUCUGUGCUGACAAUGUUCCUAAGUGGUACGACUUGCCCUUUUACAAGGAGCUGACUGAGGCACAUACAUCAGAGAUCCUGCAUACGGAGGAGGUACAGUCGUGCCAGAAAGUAAGAGUUGAGCCGUCCACUGCCAAAGUUCCUGACCCCAGCCCUGCCCCUCCCCCACCAAAAGUCCUGCCAAAGCCUGCGGCCCCUCUGGCUGAAAAGAGGUGCUCCUCAGAUGGAGGGGAUAAGACUGCUGCUCCAUGGAGACGCAAUGGCCCCAGGGCAAAAAGUGUGAUCCCAGCAAAUCAACUUCGAAAACCACCUCAAGAAAGUAAUUCAAAACCGAUGGAUGAAAAUAUUUUGGUGGUCAAAAAGGACGCAGAAUCUGUGGAAGUGAAGGCAAUUCAGGAAGUAAGCUCUUCAGCCUCUACACCAUUUAGCAUCUGUCAACUGAUGACUCCCGUCAUUCCCUCCAGACAGCCAACAGAAACUUCAGAAAUCCUCCAGGCAGUUCUCUCACCCUCUGUCCUUGACCUUCUGAGCAGGCCUCACUCCGAGGCCAAAGUGACUCCUGAACCUCCGGUCAAACGAGAAACCUACAAAUCGCUUGCAUCGAGCAUCCUCUUCAACUUGAAAGACAACAGGAAGAGGGUGAAGAGUCGAUACAGCCCACAUAAAUUCAAAACUCUGGAGCUUUCUGAAGGUGGCAUCCAGUCGCCACCCUCAGAUAAUGCGAAUCAUCCUCCUUCUGAGGGCAGUGGCUCUGGCUUAAGUACACCGGCCAAAGAUGGGCAGACAAUUAGCGGCCCUGUUUUGGAACAUAUUAUAUCCCCAUCGAAUGUUGAAUUUACAGGGCAUUGCAAUGACAAGCCUUUACCAGAUGACUAUUUGUUGGCAAAUUUACUGCAGACUAAAUGUGAUGCUGACAAUAGCAAUCUUGGAGAGGAGAACUCCAUUUCAUCAUUUAUAAAGAAGAAUAAGAGUCCAAUGGCAAAAAAGCAAAACUAUCCAUCCCUGAAUUUGUACAAGAAAACCAAUCCUGUUGACAGUGAUCUGAAAUAUCUGCAAGUACCCCCAAGCAACAACACUUUGACUAACACUGAUUUAAUGACUAAUGCAAAAAACAGAGAGCUUUCUCCAAAUGCACUGCCAACAAACACAGGGCUUUCACCAAGUACUUUAAAUGUCAUCAAAGAUUAUUCACCCAUAAUUUCACCCCACAUACUGGAGAGAGGGGGGCUGUCAUCAGGGGAGAAAACACAGCCAAAUGUCCCAGAGAAAACUGAAUGGCCAGUGAAAGAUACAAAGGACUUUGCAGUUCAUCUGGCUUCACAGGAAGACGACACAGGUGGCCAAACCAUUAGUACAACAAAUGUAAUCAGAGCCGCAAAGGAAGCAAUUAAUGCAGCCAAAAAUAAAGCUCGAUCAGCAAGUCAUUCAGACAGCAACAGCAAGCAGAUACCAGACGCAGAUGUAAUGAGGCAGAAGGAAAGGGAUCAGAGAGUUUCUAAAGAGCCCUUUGAAAGCAGGAGGGAUAGUUUGGUAACAGAAAACAACUAUGGGUUAUUGCUAAAUGAACCAUCUGAUACAACACUGGUUAGCACAAAUAGCAAUAUUAGCAAAGAGCCUCCACCAGUACCAAAAAGAACUUUUGCUAAAUCAGAUCUGCAGCUCUGCUUGUCUCCUGACAAGCAGCGGAGACGUUAUGCUGACAAAGCCUCUAAUAGUGAUUUGGUAGAUGCAAAACCAGAUUUACUAAAUAAAGAACAUGAACCUGUCCAUAAACAAGGCAAACCUAAGCAUGUCUUCUCAUCCAGACAGAACAAUUUUAUCAAACAUCAGAGAUACACAUUGACAGAUGAUGAGCAGGCAAAGGAAUGCAAGGAAAGCAACUUGAACGUGAAUGCAAAAAUGGAGGCGGAUGUCGAAGUAAAGUCAGUAGGAGACAUAAGAGACAGCGAGCAUAUUUUUAACGAUUUGCAGGCUUUGAAAGAGCUGGAAAGAGCACGACUUGGUGAUCGCGUGCUUGAGAAUGCGAAGAACAAACAGGAGGUUUUUAACAUUGACAAGGAGGCAAAGGUUAAAAACAACUUGAUCUCCAGGGAGCUUCGUAACAUUAAGAGAGGUAUGCUAUCGAUGAGAGGAAACACGUCGGCUAAGAAAAAAAUAUUUGCAGAGAAGGAGCAGAGCAAGCAGGAGGUCUUCACAAAGGUAGACAGUAAUGUCAUUGUGAACAAAGUACUUCUAAAUGAUAAUUAUGACAAAGCUAAAAUGGCACUUGAGGAGAUUAUCUCAGAGCGGGAGAGAAGGAAUAAAUUUACAGAGCAGGAGGCAGUUUUAGCAUCUGAAAACAACAUUCUAGAUGAAGGUUGUGAAACAUGGUUACAGGAUGGUAAAGCUUAUAAAGACUGUAUGACUAGACCAAGAGAAGAAAAGAAUAACAACACUUCUCCACUUCAGGAGAAAAACCGAAAACAAAGAUUAGGUGAUUUAAGAGUAACAAGCCAAUCUAGACCUGCUGAGACCUUCGGAUUGGGAAGUAGGGAAGCUCUACUGGACAAAGCAGGAAAUGAGCAAAAUCUAUGCCUAAAAGUUAAAGAUAAAAAUGUUGGGGGAAAGUUAGUUGAUAAUCAUGCUCAUAAUCGCGAUGUCAGUUUACCAGAAACAGCAGGGCAGGUGUGUAAAGACAGUAAGGAAUACUUGAUAAAUGAAAGGAAAGACACAGGUGUAGAUGCUCCUCCUGUUCCACCAAGGAGCAAAAAAGGAGUUAGUAGAGGAGAUGGGAGCGCAACAAGUGACAAAGAUCUGGUGGGUUGCUAUGGUAAAAAUGAAAAUUUUGAAAGGAGUGAAGACCAAUCAUGUGACAUCAGGACAGGCCCUAAAAUAUAUGUAAGCGCAGAUACUGAGGAAGCUCUACCUAGUCAGAGAGAAACCUCUUUAAGAGAGAGGGAGGAUGAGGUAAAAAACAUUGCAGCAAUGGCAUUUACAUAUGGGUUAGUUAAAAAUUCAGUGAUUAACACUAGUCCAAAAAGAGAAGUCACACCUGGAAGUCAUGCUAACACUCAGGAGUCCUGCAAGGUGAAACAGAAAGCCCCCUUGAAACCAGACUAUUUAAUUAAACAAGGUGAUGAUCUGAUCAAGAACUUCAAACCUAAUGAACAUUUCAAAAUAACUAGUGAGGAUAUAACUAUAGAUGCAGAAGAACUUGGUGAAAUCCCCAGAAAUAUUGUAUCACCUUUGCUGCCGAUAAAAGGUGUCAGUGUUGCACAGAGCCCACCUGAUCAAGCGAGCUUGUCCUCCAUAUCCUCCUACUUCUCUGUGGAAAGUACACUGCACAGAACCACAGAGACCGAGUCAAAUGUCUUCCACUCUCUAGAGAACUCACCAGCUGAGGUGGAGGAGGUGAUUGAACUGGGACAACCUGUUUCACGAAGCAAUUCAAAUGGAGGUGGGGUGGGGUACUGUUGCUUAAGCGAUCACGAAAGCGAGCUGGAAGGCAUGAAUAAACGGUUGAAGUCCACACAAAACCAACCAGACCUACAGCAUACGGAUAGCAUGGAUAAAAACAUUGUCAUCACAGAUGAAAGACUUGUCAAUGAAGAAAGCAAUUCAACUACAUCAUCUUCCAGUACUUUUUCUCCAAUUUUGGGAAUCCCGGCCUUGUUCAAAGUCAAAGACAACAGUUUUAAUAGUAAGACAAAGAAACCUGUACUACCCUGGUCACCAAGAGGUAGUAACAAUGUAUCAGACAAAAUAGACAAAGAGUUAAAUCGGACAAGGGAAAACCCUGAGCUCUCACUGGUAAAUGACACUUCUACCAACAAUAUCAUCAUAACUCCACCUGAAGUCUUUAAACCUAUAGAGAUUUCAGCAAGCAAAUCACCACAGUUCUUGACAGUGUCCUCAAAUAUCCAAAAUGAAAGCCCCAAGACAUCCCAAGUUGGGAAUUCUCUACUAGUCCCACAGGAGGAAGAACGGUUUUUCAGGGUGACCCCAUCAUCUGAAGAUAUUGAGAGUUUACCAACUAGUUCUGCUGACCCAACUGAUGAUGCAGUGACAAAUGCUAAACUUCUUGAAGAAAGUGAAAUGACAAAGGACAUCAGUGAGCAAUCAGAAUUCAUUUCCAGUGGUAAUGACAAUCAAACUGGACUGACCAAACCUCCAGCAGUCUUACCAAAAUCUGAAAAAGCAGUUCAAAAAGCCAUUAAACUAACAAACAGAAGGAUGAAGAAGGAAGAGUCCCAGAAAUCAUCACAAAAGUCAUCUCAAAGCAGCGGCAAACACAGAGCUGAAAAGGUGAGGAGUGAUAAGUCGGAGCACAAAAGCAGUGGCAAUACUAAAACUGGCAGGAGUAGUGAGAAAAAGCACAAAGAUGGCAGUCGUCAUAAUUCAAAUAACCACAGCAAUGACCGCAAUCCCCAGCAUGAAUCCCACAAUGAGAACCACAGUCAAAACAAAGUAGAAACAAACAGGACUCGGAGGCAGAGUCGGGAUUCAGUGGAAGGCAACAGCCAAAGAACUGAUGAACGACCCAAUCCAGCAUCGGAGAGACAAGGUCGGAGCACCAGCAGACAUCCUCGAGAGAAGCCAGAACAUAGAGAUUACAGCAGUGACAGCGUCAUCAGUAAUGUGCCGGUGUACAAAGCUCAUAUCGGUGAGAGGCCCAUGUCAGACAGACCUUUCAAUCGUUCACAGAGCACUGACAGGUACCUGGGCGGUAAAGUAGAGCGUAGGCUUAGUGCUGAUAUCCCAGCCACUGAAAAGCUUGAACCCAGGACUCAGCGCAUUGAGAAAUCCAUCAUGCAUGAGCUUCAACAGAGAGGCAGAGCCGCCGAUAAGCAGAGCAGAGGGGUUCCCCUGAGGAGAAGUCAAAGUAUUGAUGCAUACAGCACUGAGAUUCCGCCUCUCUCCCGCCAGUCAAGCCAAACCAGCCAGUUUUCUCGUCAGUCUAGUAUGGAACACGCUAUUCUCACUCAGUCCAUCCCUAUGACCCAACGAAAGCUCCUUCAGGAUCCAAACUCAGGGCAGUACUUCUUUGUUGACCUGCCAGUACAAGUCAAGACGAAAACCUUCUUUGAUCCCAGCACAGGAAGCUAUGUACAGCUGCCAGUUCAGCCACCAGAUGGUGGUGUUCCUCAAGCCCCCCACGUAGAGGUCCUGACUUCGCCACUGGUCGUUUACCACAGCUUCGUGCCAGUUCCUCUGUCCCCCAUGGCUCCGAAAGCCAAAAUCCAAGCAACGGUUGUGGAACCAAACGGGUUAGAGCAGAGGCACCAGGAAAGGGGAAGGAAAAUGCAUAUUAAAGAAGGACAUCCAUACCUAGAGUCAGGCUAUGGUCAACAGGAACUGAUGUUAGGGGAGUUCUUGGGGACAGAAGAGCUGGACUGUCCCUGCUGAUGUGCCUGGUGUUUCACUUCAUUGUGGUAUUUGUUGCAUUCUAGGAGGUGUUCUUGUUAUGUUCUGUCAUGGUUUAACCUUUUGCAACUGAUCUUAACUUCUUUUACUUUAGGUUUCCUACAGUUUCCAGAUGCUUUCUCCCCAAAAUUUUUUUUAUUUCGGUAGUAAUUUGCUUAAAAACACCACAAAAAUUAGCCUUAAAAUGCCAAGCACACCACCAAUGCAGUGUGACAAUGCCAGUUAUUCACCCAUGAAUGUUCUUGGAGCAUUCAUGGAGGAGUAAAUGCUAAUGGUAUGAACUUUUUAUGCUCGUGUCUUUUUUUUUUUCUUUGACUUUGGUUGACCUUGAAUUUUUGCUAAUGCAGAGAAGAACGUGUCCUAGCCUCUGCAGCAUCUGCAUAGAGGAGUGAGUCUGAGUCAACUACAUAUUUAGAAGAAAUAUACAUUUUUGGAUUGCUCAUUUCUGUUUGGGGAUGUAAAAAUAUAAACUCAUGUUGAAAUGAGCAGCAUCUGAUAAGAAAAUACCGACACAUUGAUGUAAAUAUAUUGCCAUUUAAACAGCAAAGACAUGCUUCAAGGUGAGAUGUUUAUAUUUUGUAAAUGCUGAAAGUUUGUAAUACACUACAGAAGUAGUAAUAAAUCGUCACUUAUUUUCAGGUACAGUGGGUUUUGUUUUCUUACGUGGUAAUUUUGUUGCCUUUCUAUUUCCACCUGAUAAGUUGAAACCCUUUACCAUUAAACUUACUUGAAUCCAUUCAACACUUAAAAUAGCAAUACAAAAUUUUCAUACUGCUGAUUUUGACUGGUAACAUCCACACAAAACCCAUUUUGAAGACAUUUUGCGUGUGUUUAAUUAGCCAUCCGCUGAAUGUGUUUCAAACUUUACAAAUUCUACUUAUUGUUGGAAUUUGCAUUCACGGAUUGUUUUUCAGAUGUGCAGCAGUUUUUUUUUUGCAUUUGCAUUUUUCUCAGCUAGAGUCGAGCAGAGCUGUCUUGUGUCUGUGAUCCAUUCCAAUGAAAUAAACAACUGUUUUCAACAGAG
Molecule: messenger RNA, 7651 nt
Organism: Xiphophorus hellerii (green swordtail)
Lineage: Eukaryota; Metazoa; Chordata; Actinopteri; Cyprinodontiformes; Poeciliidae
Exons: 3
Coding region: 502-6609 (2035 amino acids)
Biological process (GO): positive regulation of calcineurin-NFAT signaling cascade
Cellular component (GO): Z disc
Source: RefSeq, a predicted model, not a curated record